GUUCAAUCUCGCGUCAAUCGCGGAAGCACAAAAGUCAAGAGCAACAAACCUCAGCAUGAAGCGCCUUAGCUGGAUUACUUUUGUCUUUCUCCCACUUAUGUUCAUCGCAAGUCUCUUUGGCAUGAACGUCGACGUCUUGGCAUCCGACCCUCCUUGGUGGAUUUAUAUUCCCUUCGCGUUGGGAACUAUGUUAUUGACACUGGUAGUGUGGCUGACUUUUAAGUGCAGCAAUGUCAGUCUAACUAGUCGCUUUCUAGUUUGAUGGUUGCUAAUAACCUACAUAGCUGGAGGACAACAUAGAGCGGGGAUUCAACCGUCUUACGAGGCGGCGGCUACAGCCAGAUCUUGAGAAAGGCCAGCAACGAAGCAUGUCUCCACAACGAAGAACAGCG
Molecule: messenger RNA, 392 nt
Organism: Parathielavia appendiculata
Lineage: Eukaryota; Fungi; Ascomycota; Sordariomycetes; Sordariales; Chaetomiaceae
Exons: 3
Biological process (GO): metal ion transport; transmembrane transport
Cellular component (GO): membrane
Molecular function (GO): metal ion transmembrane transporter activity
Source: RefSeq, a predicted model, not a curated record